CACUCACUUCCACCUUCCAUGGCUGCCGAGCUUCUGCUCGCCAUCUCCCUCUCCCUCCUCUUCUUCCCUUUCUCGUCCUCCUCCUUCAGCUCAAUCUUCAUCUCCUGCGGAUCAUCCUCCUCUGUCAACGUCGCCAACGAUAAUCCUCCCCGCACCUUCACUCCCGACGGCAAAUUCCUGAUAUCCUCUUCCAACUCCAAAACAAACUCCUUUUCUUCUUCCUCCGUCGCCCCGCUCUACUCCACCGCCCGCCUCUUCACCUCCGUUUCCUCUUACAGCUUCGACGUCGACGUUAACGCUUUCUACAUCCUCCGCCUCCACUUUUUCCCUUUCAACUCCACCUUCAAAGCCCGAUUCGAUGUCUCCGCUCUCAACCGCUACCUCCUUCUGUCCUCCUUCUCCCCUAGUACCCCUUCCAAACCAGACGUAAAGGAGUUCCUUUUAUGGGUCGAAAAAUCGCCUCUUCUCGUCACUUUCUCCCCUUCCCCAAAUAACCUCGCCUUCAUUAACGCCCUCGAGCUCAUAUCUUCCCCUCCCAAUCUCAUCAACGGAAGCAAACCUACUUACAUAACAGCUUCCGGUAGCUCUCAAGAAGAUAACUUUGCCCCCCAGGCGAUGGAGACUGUAUACCGCGUCAACGUCGGCGGCCCGCUCAUAACUCCGGCGAACGACACGCUCUGGAGGACAUGGGAGAGCGACGAUAAUCAGUUCUUAUUUAACAAAAACCUCUCCGUCGAAAAACGCACGACCGGUCAAAUCGAGUAUCCGACGGAGGAAGGCCUGACUGAUGUAAUUGCCCCUGAAAUGGUUUACAGUACGGCGCGGAAAAUGAACUUCGAGCCAGUCUCCGGCAUGGCAAACCCAAUCUUUAACAUCACGUGGAGCUUCAACGUGCCGCCGGGAUUCCAGUACUUUGUCCGGAUGCAUUUCUGCGAUUUUUGGAUUACAAGUCAGACCAAUUUCUAUUUCGAAGUCUACCUUGGGGAAUUCAUCGCGCAUAAGGAUUUGAAUCCCGGAAAUAUGACGAGCUGGCGGACUAUGAUUCCAUUCUAUUUUGAUUUCGUCGUCGACGCGCCAAGCUCUGGUCCUUUGAACGUUAGUAUAGGGCCGGCUGCCAAUAGUGUGCCGCCUGAUGCUUUUCUGAAUGGGUUAGAGAUAAUUAAGCUGAGUAAUUCGCAUCUCAGCCUCGCCGGUGAAUUCGGCAUAUAUGAUAGCGGAGCAGGAAGCCACGGCGGCCAUCAUUUCUUGUCUAUUUUACUCCCUUCCUUUCUUGGCGGUGUUGUCCUGCUUAUUUUCCUGCUUUUCGUCCUUCAAUUAUGCUUACGCCGCCGCCGAUCAAAACAAAAUCUGGUUGAGGAACAGAAGGACACGACGAAUGCAUCAUGGUUCCACUACAACGCAGGAGCAGGAGCAGCGAGCUUGGUUUUCAGAACGUCGAGCAAAUCCACAACUGAUCAAACACCUAAGAGCUCUGCUUCCCCGCGGCUUAAUCUCGGCCUCCAAAUAUCGUAUUCGGAAGUCAUCUUUGCGACGAACAAUUUCGAUGAGAAGCUCGUCAUCGGCGCCGGCGGGUUCGGGAAAGUGUACAAAGGAGUCCUCAGCGACGGCACAAAAGUCGCCGUGAAGCGCGGCGUGCCUGGUUCGCGACAGGGAUACCCUGAGUUCCAAACAGAGAUCGUCGUACUCUCCCGCAUCCGUCACCGGUACCUCGUCUCCCUCAUCGGCUACUGUGAGGAGCAUUCCGAGAUGAUUCUGGUCUACGAAUACAUGGAAAAAGGCACCCUAAACAGCUAUCUUUACGGCUCCAAUCUCCCUUGUUUGUCCUGGAAACAGAGAUUAGAGAUCUGUAUCUGUGCGGCGAAGGGCCUUCACUACCUCCACACCGGAUACUCUCAGAGCAUAAUCCACCGCGACGUGAAGUCCACCAACAUCCUCCUCGGGGAGAACUUCGAAGCAAAAGUCUCCGACUUUGGACUCUCCCGACUUGGUCCAUCCUACGGGGAAACUCACGUUAGCACCGGUCUGAAGGGAACAUUCGGCUAUUUCGACCCUGAGUACUUCAAAAUCCUGAAGCUCACCGAAAAAUCCGACGUUUAUUCAUUCGGCGUCGUCCUCUUCGAAGUUCUCUGCGCUCGGCCUGCCAUUUUCGACCACGUUAAUCUCGCCGAGUUUGCGCUGCAUUGGGUGAAAAAGGACCAGCUUGAAAAGAUUGUGGAUCAGCGAUUGGCCGGAAAGAUCAACGAGAACUCUCUGAGGAAGUUUAGUGAGACAGCGACCAAGUGUUUGGCCGAUUACGGCACGGAUAGACCGAGCAUUGGGGACGUGUUGUGGAAUUUGGAGUACGCGUUGCAGCUGCAGGUAUCGGGGCUGUUGAGGGAGCCGUUUGAAGAUAGUGGGAUUGUGGAUGAGUCGGAGGCUGCGUUUGUGGCGUCUGUUGGUAGGAUGCCGUCGGCGACAAAUGAAGGGGACGAGGAGGCGGAGGCCGAGGCGGAGGCGGCCUGGACUUAUGAGUCAGAGACGACGACGAGCAUGGUUUUUUCUCAGCUGGUGAAAGGGGAAGGGAGGUGAUUGGUUUCAUGUUGACCGGUAUUGUCAUGCUUUGUGCCCUUUUUAACGCUGAAAAGUCUGCGUGAUAUAUUCCUAAAGAGUGAAGUGUACUAUAUUGUAAUUGUAUUAAUGUAAUAAACUUUGAUCAAUUUUCUGAUCGCUAAUAUUAAUAUAAAUAAAAUAUAAUUCAUGGCAGUA
Messenger RNA from Dendrobium catenatum, 2745 nucleotides. RefSeq names its product receptor-like protein kinase HERK 1. Gene Ontology annotation, cellular component: plasmodesma; plasma membrane. Gene Ontology annotation, molecular function: ATP binding; transmembrane receptor protein tyrosine kinase activity. The record is from RefSeq and is a predicted model, not a curated record. NCBI's taxonomy places the organism in Eukaryota, Viridiplantae, Streptophyta, Magnoliopsida, Asparagales, Orchidaceae. Gene Ontology annotation, biological process: protein autophosphorylation.